Messenger RNA from Oncorhynchus mykiss (rainbow trout), 2019 nucleotides. NCBI's taxonomy places the organism in Eukaryota, Metazoa, Chordata, Actinopteri, Salmoniformes, Salmonidae. The record is from RefSeq and is a predicted model, not a curated record.
GAAUUGUAUAUUCGUGGUAGUACAGAAUUAGUCAAAUCAUGAUGGCGGCACUUUAAACGUUUGUUUGCGGACCGCCAUGAAGAAGAAGAAAACGUCGCCAACAACACAACGUCAAUACCGGAAAUACGACACGAACAAAGAGGAGAACAACACGAGACUCAGUCGUAUCGAUUGUGCUGUGGACAAACUACGCGAUUCUUCUCUCCUCCUGGAACCAAAUGAUCCCGUUGUUGGACAGGCCUUCACCUUGCCAUCAUCGACUAAUGGGACAAUGGAAGAAGAGAGCCAGAACUGUGUCAGAGUGUCUGACAGCUCAGCUGAGGCCAUGGAGGAGUUAAGCAUCACAGAGUGUAGAGUAGUGGACCAGAGCCUGUGUAAUACUGAUCCUCCCAUGAGGUCUCUUGAAAACUUUGAAGCAGAAAUCUACGAUCAUGAGGGAAAGGGAGCAUACAGGUUCCAGUGCCCCAGUGCAGGUCUGUUCCAGUGCAGUAUAACAGGCCUGGUGUUCAGGAUGGAGGGAGAGGGAGAGGUGCUCUAUAGGACAGUCCACUGGGACACGAGGCUUCUAGCCAAGAGUGGCAAGAGACCUGCAGGACCUCUGUUCAUGUUUAGAUGCCUUAAGGGGUCUGUCUGUCAACUACACCUUCCACACUGUGAGAUUCAUUCUGAGGGUGGAUGUGACUUCCUGUCUGUAGCCCAUGUGACUGAUGAUGACAGUAUGGAGUUUCUCCAUCACCAUGAGGCAACAGAAUCUCACGUCAUAUUAAACAUCACUGGAUUCGGCAAAUAUGGCAUCACCAAGGAACAGGAAGCUCCUGUCUCUCCUAUCCGUGCUCUGGUGCUACUAUUUUUACCAACUCCCAGAUGAUAAUAAUGAGUCCACCCUAAAUGUGUUGUUGCUGCCCAGAAAUGUUGACAUUGAUGAGGUGUGUAAGACCAGGAGGACAAGGACUGGAGACAGAGAAAUAUACAUGGAAAUAAAUCCUAACUGUAGCUAACCCCGGACCAAGGAUAUACCCUCUCCACCGAUCUAACAGAUGAACAUCACAUAGAUCCAAAGAAAGCAGAGUUUGUGGAUUAUGAUUCCUAUACAAACUACAUGCUGACAUUUCAGUUGCGUUUAAAAACAGUUGUUGAAGAAGUGUAUCUUCUUCUGGAAGAACAUGGCGGUCCUGAAAAUGAACGUGUAUGGGACCGCCUUGUUUCACUACCAGUCUCCCCAACAGAAGUUCCCUCUUCAGCUCCUGUCCAGUUCCAACCCCACGGGCCUGUGGCACCAGUACCAGCAGCUCCUGUCCAGUUCCAACCCCACGGGCCUGUGGCACCAGUACCAGCAGCUCCUGUCCAGGUCCAGCCUCAUAGGCCUGCAGCUCCUACUGCAGCUGUUCGUCCAUCUGUCCGUGAAGAUCAACCAGACUUGAGAUGAUCAAAUCAGUGGCUUCCAUAUAGACAUGUAGUGAAAAGUGUUUAUCUAAAGCAGGAGCAAUCUGAGAUUUAAAUGGAUGAUAAUGAGAAAUAUUAUUUCAUAGAUUUUUCAUUGAUUAUUGAAGAAUAUAACUUAUGUGCCUCAUGAGCUUAGUUCAACUGCCAUUCCCCAUCAGAGGCCAAAAUAUAACCUUGUUGUAAUCAAUUGUUUGUAAACAAUGGAAUUGUAAAAAAAAUAUAUUAAAAAAUAAUAAACACUAAGCCACAGCAUGAACUAUCAUGUGGAUAUUAUGGAUGGUCAGUCCUUGUAUCCACAGCUCUAUGAAUUAGAGAGUUGUUAGUGGUUUGUUAUUUUUUUGAACCGCAAAUUGACCCUUGAUAUUAUGCCACAUUCAUUAAUGGUCAGAUAAGGGAACUAUUGGUGUAUCUUUGUGUACAGGAAAGAACAUGCUAGUAAGUGUUUCGCUAUAUCCUUUACACCCGCUGUAUCCUAUGCGUGUAUUUAAUAAAAGUUAUAUUUCAUUGUAUUUAUAGUAGGCUACACUGCAUUAGUUGGGCUGGGAAUUACCAGGGACCUCACAAUACAAUAUUAUA